UCGCGGUGCAUUGUGGGCUCGGCUCUAGCGCCGCUCGCACCCGAGCCGCUCUCCGCGUCGCCUGCUCCGCGCUAUGUCCUCGAACUCUCCCGUGAAGCGGCCCCGGAUGGAGUCGGCGCUCGAGCAGCUGCGUCGCUUCACCACCGUGGUGGCAGACACGGGCGACUUCCGCGCCAUCGAUGAAUAUAAGCCUCAGGAUGCCACCACCAAUCCCUCCCUGAUCCUGGCUGCUGCCCAGAUGCCAGCCUACCAGGACCUGGUAGAAGAUGCCAUUGCAUAUGGAAAAAAGCUCGGGGGGUCUCAGGAAAAGCAGAUCCAGAAUGCCAGCGACAAGCUGUUUGUGUUGUUUGGGGCCGAGAUUCUGAAGAAGAUUCCUGGCCGGGUGUCCACAGAAGUCGAUGCCAGGCUGUCCUUUGACAAGGAAGAAAUGGUCCAAAGGGCCCUUCGCCUCAUUGACCUCUACAAAGAAGCCGGCAUCAGCAAGGAGCGAGUUCUCAUCAAGUUGUCCUCCACCUGGGAGGGGAUUCAGGCCGGGAAGAUCCUGGAGGAGCAGCAUGGCGUCCACUGCAACAUGACCCUGCUGUUCUCCUUUGCUCAGGCCGUGGCCUGUGCCGAGGCUGGCGUGACCCUCAUCUCCCCAUUUGUCGGGCGCAUCUUAGACUGGCACGUGGCAAACACAGACAAGAAGUCCUAUGAGCCCCACGAGGACCCAGGCGUAAAGAGCGUCACCAAAAUCUACAACUACUACAAGAAGUUUGGCUACAAAACCAUUGUGAUGGGAGCGUCCUUCCGCAACGUGGGGGAGAUCAAGGCCCUUACCGGCUGUGACUAUCUCACCAUCUCCCCCAAGCUCCUGGGGGAGCUGCUCAAAGAGAACACCAAGCUCAGUCCAGUGCUCAGCGUCCAAGAAGCCCAGGCCAGCAGCCUAGAGAAGGUUCACCUGGACGAGAAGGCCUUCCGCUGGGAGCACAACCAGGACCAGAUGGCGGUGGAGAAGCUGUCUGACGGGAUCCGCAAGUUUGCUGCGGAUGCCGUGAAGCUAGAGAGGAUGCUGCAGGAACGGAUGUUCGGCUCUGAAAAUGGAAACUGAGGGCGAGGGCCUUGUGGCCGGGUGGGCCGGAGCGGGGGCGUCUGGGCUGAGCUGGCCAAGGGGCCGGCGUCCACACGGAUGGGCGCAGCUGCCUGCAAUGAGGCUUGACUAGAGUUUUCAGAGAGAUUUUUAUGUCAGACUUUGCCUAACGCAUUAAAAUGAUCACUCACCUGGG
Dromiciops gliroides (monito del monte) is the source of this 1265-nucleotide messenger RNA. RefSeq names its product transaldolase 1 (gene TALDO1). The coding region runs from base 74 to 1090 and encodes 338 amino acids. The record is from RefSeq and is a predicted model, not a curated record. Gene Ontology annotation, molecular function: transaldolase activity. Lineage: Eukaryota; Metazoa; Chordata; Mammalia; Microbiotheria; Microbiotheriidae. Gene Ontology annotation, biological process: pentose-phosphate shunt, non-oxidative branch; pentose-phosphate shunt; carbohydrate metabolic process. The transcript has 8 exons. Gene Ontology annotation, cellular component: intracellular anatomical structure; cytoplasm.